This is a messenger RNA of Hibiscus syriacus, 1353 nucleotides long. Its product is annotated as cell division control protein 2 homolog A-like. Gene Ontology annotation, cellular component: cyclin-dependent protein kinase holoenzyme complex; cytoplasm; nucleus. Lineage: Eukaryota; Viridiplantae; Streptophyta; Magnoliopsida; Malvales; Malvaceae. The transcript is spliced from 9 exons. Gene Ontology annotation, molecular function: ATP binding; cyclin binding; cyclin-dependent protein serine/threonine kinase activity. The record is from RefSeq and is a predicted model, not a curated record. The coding region runs from base 138 to 1049 and encodes 303 amino acids. Gene Ontology annotation, biological process: regulation of meiotic cell cycle; G1/S transition of mitotic cell cycle; signal transduction.
CUUUAAUACUUAAAUAGAAAUAAGAGAAACAGCUCGUCUCUCUGCUCCUCAGGGAACCUCAACUCACUCACUUGCUCACAAACAAAUCCGUCUAUCAUUUCAGCUUAUUUUAUUAUUCACUUCUGGUGGGGGUGCACAUGGACCAGUACGAGAAAGUAGAGAAGAUUGGUGAAGGAACCUAUGGCGUUGUCUACAAGGCUCGUGACCGCGUUACCAAUGAAACAAUUGCUUUGAAGAAGAUUCGCUUAGAGCAGGAAGACGAAGGUGUACCUAGCACUGCAAUUAGAGAAAUCUCGCUCUUGAAGGAAAUGCAACAUGGAAAUAUCGUUAGGCUGCAAGAUGUAGUGCACAGUGAGAAGCGUUUAUAUUUGGUCUUUGAAUACCUGGACUUGGAUUUAAAGAAGCACAUGGAUUCAUGUCCAGAAUUUGGGAAAGAUCCACGAAUGAUUAAAACCUUCCUUUAUCAAAUUCUCCGUGGAAUUGCUUAUUGUCAUUCUCAUAGGGUUCUUCACCGAGAUCUAAAACCACAAAAUUUGCUGAUAGAUCGCCGUACCAAUGCACUGAAGCUUGCUGAUUUUGGUCUGGCCCGAGCAUUUGGUAUUCCUGUUAGAACAUUUACGCAUGAGGUUGUCACCCUGUGGUACAGAGCACCUGAAAUACUGCUUGGAUCUCGCCAUUACUCGACUCCUGUUGAUGUGUGGUCCGUUGGCUGCAUUUUUGCUGAGAUGGUGAACCAACGACCAUUAUUUCCUGGGGAUUCUGAGAUUGAUGAACUAUUCAAGAUCUUCAGAAUCUUGGGUACUCCAAAUGAGGAUACAUGGCCUGGAGUGACUUCAUUGCCUGAUUUUAAGUCUGCUUUUCCGAAGUGGCCGUCUCAGGAUUUGGCAACUGUUGUUCCAAAUCUUGAAUCCAGUGGCAUUGACCUUCUAUCUGGCUUCUCUGCAAUUCGAACUGAUUAUACAUUCUGUCUAUUAUCAUCCAGAAAAUGCUGUGCAUGGAUCCCAGCAAAAGAAUUACGGCAAGAAGCGCUCUUCAGCAUGAAUUCUUGAAGGAUGUUGGGUUUGUACCCUAACUAUAGGGUUGUGGACCCCUCCCCCAACUAUCUUCCUGGGAAGUGUCUAUAUCAACUAAUGUGCUGUGUAGCAAUUUGUGGGAUUUUUAAUCGUGAGAAAUUAAAUGGUGUGUGGUCUAUAUAUAUAUCUCCUAUUUUUCUGUGUUUUGUUUGUCCGUGAGUUUUUUUUCCUUUCGGUGAUGGACCUUUGUUUUGCUAUCGGAUAAACACUUUUUCCCGUAUAACUUUCGCCUACCUACUGAUCUACAAGUAUACAAGACAAUCCUUUGGUUUGGAUUUUC